Molecule: messenger RNA, 2147 nt
Organism: Elgaria multicarinata webbii
Lineage: Eukaryota; Metazoa; Chordata; Lepidosauria; Squamata; Anguidae
Product: gastrula zinc finger protein XlCGF26.1-like
Exons: 2
Coding region: 330-2147 (605 amino acids)
Biological process (GO): regulation of transcription by RNA polymerase II
Molecular function (GO): DNA-binding transcription factor activity; RNA polymerase II cis-regulatory region sequence-specific DNA binding
Source: RefSeq, a predicted model, not a curated record
GGAAAACACAUUUUUGCCCAGAGUGUGGCCGAUGUUUUGCCCUCAAGUUGUCCCUUGCCAGACAUCAGAGAAUCGAAGUGAGCGAGAAACCCCCGGAAAACUCCGAGUGUGAGGAACGUUUUGGUCAAAGUACAGAUUUCGUGAGUCAUCAGACAACUAGGAGGGGAGAAAGACCCUAUCAAUGCUCAGAGUGCGGAAAAUUGUUUGCACACCAGUUCGUCCUAUUGACCCACCUAAAGCUCCACGCUGGAGAGAAUCUGUAUAAAUGUUGGGAAUGUGGGAAAUGUUUUGCUCACAACUCAGAGCUUCAGAUCCAUUGGGGAGUUCACAUGGGAAUAAAACCCUACAAAUGCUUGGCCUGUGGAAAAUGUUUUGGUUUGCAUUCCGCACUGGUGAGCCAUGAGAGAGCACAUAGAGGAGAAAGGCCACAUAAAUGCUUGGAAUGUGGAAAAUGUUUUCUCCACAAAGCAAAGCUUGUGCGACAUCAGAGAAUCCACACAGGAGAGAAACCCCACAAAUGCGCAGAGUGUGGAAAAUGUUUCUCUGAGAAAUCCGUCCUUCUGAGGCAUCAGACCAUCCACAACGGAGAAAGACCCCAUACAUGUGUGCAGUGUGGGAAAAGUUUUGUUUUACCAUCACAACUUGCAAUCCAUCAGAGAAUCCACACAGGAAAGAGACCCUACGAGUGCAUGGAGUGUGGGCAGUGCUAUUCCCGGAAGCAACACCUUCACAGACACCAGAGAAUCCACACAGGAGAAAAACCCCACAAAUGCGCAGAAUGUGGGAAAUGUUUUUCUGAGAAAUCACAUGUUAUUGUCCAUCAGAGAAUCCAUACAGGAGAGCGACCCUACAAAUGCCUGGAGUGUGGGAAAUAUUUUCCCCAAAACUCGCACCUUCGGACACAUCAGAAAGUCCACACAGUAGUGAAGCCGUACAAAUGCUUGGAGUGUGGCAAAUGUUUUCUCAAGAAGUCAUACCUCUAUAGACACCAGAAAGUCCACACAGGAGAGGGAGCCCAUAAAUGUUUGAAAUGUGGGAAAUAUUUUUCGCAGAUAGCAAAUUUCCAUAAACACCAGAGAGUCCACACGAGAAAGAAAGUAUAUCAAUGUUGGGAGUGUGGGGAGUGUUUUGGUCACCAGUCAGCUGUUUUGACACACCAGAGUGUUCAUGCAGGAGUAAGGAUGUACAAGUGCGUGGAGUGUGGGAAAUCUUUUGUAGAGAAGUCAAAUCUUGAUAAACAUCAGAGAGUCCACACAGGAGAGAAACCGUAUAAAUGCCUGGAGUGUGGGAAAUGUUUCCCCCGGAGAAAGAACCUUGAGGUGCACCAGAGUGUCCACACAGGAGAGAAACCUCAUAAAUGCUUGGAGUGUGGCAAAUGUUUUCUUCAGAAAUCAUAUCUUCACUUACACCAGAGGAUUCACACAGGGGAGAAGCCACAUAAAUGCCUUGAGUGUGGCAAAUGUUUUCUUCAGAAAUCAUACCUUCAUCUGCACCAGAAAGUCCAUAUAGGAGAGAAGCCCCAUAAAUGCCUCGAGUGUGGGAAAUGUUUUAUCAUGAAAUCAAGCCUCGAUAAACAUUGGAAAGUCCACACAGGAGAGAAACCCAAUACAUGCUUGGAAUGUGGAAAAUGCUUUCCCCAGAAAUCAUUGCUUCGUAGACACCAGAUGAUCCACACAGGAGAGAAACCACAUAAAUGCUUAGAGUGUGGCAAAUGUUUUCGUGAAAAAUCAUACCUUCAUGUACACCAGAGAGUCCACACAGGUGAGAAGCCACAUAAAUGCUUGGAGUGUGGUAAAUGUUUUUCACAGAAGCCCACCCUUGUGGCACACCAGCGAGUCCACACGGGCGAGAAACCACACAAAUGUUUGGAGUGUGGCAAAUGUUUCUCCCAGAAAUCAAGCCUUGUGGCACAUCAGAGGGUUCACAUAAAGAAAAAUCCCAUAAAUACUUGGAGUGUGGAAAACCUCUUGAGAAAUAAUUUGCUGAUAAACAUUGGAGCGUCCACACAGGACAGCAAUGCAAUAAAUGCUUGGAGUGUGGAAAAUGUUUUUCUCAAAACGACCCGCUUGGUAGACACCAGAGAAUCCCCACAGGAGGGAAACCCCAUACACAUUUGGGAGCGUGGCAAACGCUUUCCUCUAAAAUAA